CAUCUACUCACUAACUUCACUCUGAGCUAGAGAUGUCUAUCAGGAAAGCAACACAUGCCGAUUCAUGGUAUGUCGGUGAUCGACAGAAGCUCGAUACAGAGCUGUCGGCAUACUUAGCGACUGUGAAAGCGGAUCCUGAGGAAGACUUCGUCCCUCCCAUCAAGGGAUGCAAGGCUAUUAUAGCACCCCAUGCAGGAUAUUCUUACUCAGGACCCACGGCAGCAUGGGCAUACCGAAGCAUAGAUACCACAGGAAUCAAGCGCGUCUUCAUAUUGGGUCCCUCACAUCAUGUCUAUCUGGAUGGCUGUGCGUUGUCGAGCUGUAAGGAGUAUGAGACACCCUUAGGCGUCUUGCCGCUUGAUCUAGACACCAUCAACGAGUUGCGAGAAACGGGCAAGUUCGGCGACAUGGACAUCCAGACAGACGAAGACGAACAUAGCAUCGAGAUGCAUCUUCCGUACGUUCGGAAAGUUUUUGAAGGACUUGAGAUUUCUGUAGUUCCCAUCCUCGUUGGGGCCAUCAACUAUGAUAAAGAAGCAAUGUUCGGUGCGAUCCUAGCGCCUUACUUAGCUCGCGAGGAUACCUUUUGCGUCGUCUCCAGCGAUUUCUGUCACUGGGGUGCCCGUUUUCAGUAUACCUUCUACUAUCCAAAACCCCCUCCAACCUCGUUGCCUGCCGUCCGCCUGUCAAAAGCGGAUCCUUCUCCACCCUCUUUGAAAACGCACCCGAUACAUGCGUCCAUCUCUGCGCUUGAUCACGAAGCAAUGGAGAUACUCACCAUCCCGCCAUUCACGGCUGCGCAGGCACAUUAUGACUUCGCCGAAUAUCUCGCGCGGACAAAGAAUACUAUUUGCGGAAGACAUCCUAUUGGUGUCUUACUGGGUGCGCUGACUGCGCUGCAGAAAGAAGGGAAGGUGCCGAAGUUGAAUUGGGUCAAGUAUGACCAAAGCAGCCAAUGCUUCACGAUCAAGGACUCCAGCGUUAGCUACUCGAGUGGUUAUGUCAAAUUCUAACGACACGGACGGUUGUAGUUCUGGGAUCGUAUACAGAUCCAAUGUUCAGGAAUCAAUGUAAUAUUAGCCUGUACAGUUCCGAAUGUGAUUCCACAUGGAAUUCUGAAAACUGUU
Molecule: messenger RNA, 1127 nt
Organism: Postia placenta MAD-698-R-SB12
Lineage: Eukaryota; Fungi; Basidiomycota; Agaricomycetes; Polyporales; Adustoporiaceae
Exons: 8
Coding region: 33-1013 (326 amino acids)
Source: RefSeq, a predicted model, not a curated record